This is a messenger RNA of Suricata suricatta (meerkat), 2791 nucleotides long. It is a transcript of the gene NUGGC, whose product is annotated as nuclear GTPase, germinal center associated. Lineage: Eukaryota; Metazoa; Chordata; Mammalia; Carnivora; Herpestidae. The transcript has 21 exons. Gene Ontology annotation, molecular function: GTPase activity. The record is from RefSeq and is a predicted model, not a curated record. Bases 303 to 2693 code for a protein of 796 amino acids.
AUUUCACAUAGCUGUAUGACAGCAAAGAAACGGCCUUUGUGGACUCCUAGAACUGAAGCAGAAAAAGUGACAUCUGGUCUUAAUGUGGUUUGGCAUUUCCAACUCAGCACUACAAACCAGGAACUGUUUGUGGCUCUGGUGAAUUUUUGUGACCUCAUCGAGGACUUCUACCAGCUUUGCUGGUGAACUCUGCAAAAGGGCGGGUGACUCUCUGCUUUUGAAGUACAUGGCUGAGUGAUCCAAACAGCAACAUCAGGCUGGUUCUCCUAAGUGGACAAAAGCAGGCAUUUGCAUAACAGGAAAUGGAUGAAACUGAGGAUUUAUUGGGUCAGGAACCAGACCCAGUUGAUGAUGAAUUAUAUAAAGAGCCAAUGAAAAAAAGAAGACGUUCAGAUAGAGACCAGCGGUUCCGAGCAUUUCCCUCUGUGGAGCAAAGUGCUCUCAAGGAAUAUGAAAAAUUGGAGUCACGGACCAGAAGGGUUUUGAGCAAUACUUAUCAGAAACUUAUUCAUUCUGUCUUCCUGGAUGACAGCAUUCCUAGUGGAGUCAAGUAUCUCAUAAACAGGCUUCUUGCCUUGAUUGAAAAACCAUCAUUGGACCCAAUCUACAUUGGAUUAUUUGGAAGCACAGGGGCUGGGAAGAGCUCCCUGAUCAAUGCCAUCAUCCAACAAGCAAUGUUUCUACCAGUAUCUGGAGAAAGUAUAUGUACGUCAUGUAUUGUACAAGUGAGCUCAGGCUGCUGUGAACAGUAUGAGGCCAAAAUCCACCUUCUCUCUGACCAAGAGUGGAAGGAAGAGCUGAAGAACUUGACUAAACUCCUGCACAGGACAGAGGAACUGGACAGAGAAGAGGCAGAUGCAUGGGACAGGGAUGAUGCAGUGGAGGAAGCCAUCUGGAAGCUACAAAUUGUUUAUGGAAAUGGGGCGGAAAGGAAGAACUAUGAGGAGUUACUAAGAGCAAAGCCCAAAGGAAAGAUUCCCACAUCCAGAAUUAUCACCCUCAAGGCAGAAGAGGCAGGAGAGCUCUCUGUCAAGCUGGACCCUUACAUCCGGACUCACAGGAGAGACUUGGAUGGAGAAUCAGCUGAGACACAAAUUUGGCCCUUGAUCAAACAUGUGGAAGUGACUCUUCCCAAAUCAGAGUUGAUUCCAGAAGGAGUUGUGCUGGUGGACAUUCCAGGCACUGGCGACUUCAACAGCAAGAGGGAUGAGAUGUGGAAAAAGACCAUUGAUAAGUGCUCAGUGAUCUGGGUGAUCAGUGAUAUCGAACGAGUUUCUGGAGGGAGAGCCCAUGAAGACCAUCUGAAUGAGAGCAUCAAAGCGUGCCAAAGGGGCUUCUGCAAGGACGUUGCCCUGGUGGUCACCAAGACCGACAAACUCCACCUGCCGGAAUAUCUAAGGGAAAGAAAAGUGGGAAAUAGAGCUAUUCAGAGUCAGCGAGAAGCCGUUUUAGAAAGAAAUGAAGUGAUAAAGCUACAAAGGAAUAGAGUUCUCAAAGAAAAACUAAAGAGCAAACUGCCCGCAGACUCCAAGGUCCUGGAGGCCUCCGAUCUCGUGUACACAGUCAGCGCCCAGGAGUACUGGCAGCAGACCCUCCUCACUGAGGAAGAAACUGAAAUCCCCAAGUUAAGAGGCUAUAUCAGGAAAAGCCUUCUGGACAAGAAGAGGAGGAUGGUGACCAAGUAUGUUACUGAAGCCUUCGGUUUACUGCUCCUCACAGACAGUUUCAACUGUAUGGAAAACCUGCCGAAUGAAUACUUGCACAUGAGUGACCUGCGGAGAUUUGCGGAAGAGAAGGUACAGCUUCUGGAGAAGGCCAUUGACCAGUGCUUUGCCCACAUCGAGCAGCCUCUGCAAGAAGGAGUCAGAAACGCCAAGACUUCCUACCGACGGAUCCUUGGGGCGCGCCUAGUGAGGAGUAGAGGAAACCAAGGCUUUCACCAGACUCUGAAAGCUGUUUGCCUGAAAAAUGGCAUCUAUGCCUCUCGGACUCUCGCAAGAAUAGAUCUGAACGAAGCCAUCACUCAGCCCAUCUAUGACCAGAUCGAUCCUGUUUUUGGAGGCAUUUUUAGAGCUGGAAAGCCCACUGGGUCAGCUUUGCUGCCUCACGUGGAGGCUUUUAAGCACUCUCUACAGGAGAAAAUGAUGGAAAUUGGAGUAAGAAGUGGCUGGAAAUAUGAUAGUUCCAAAAAAAGUUUUCUGAUCCAGGAGAUAAGUGCCAUCCUGGGAAGCCUGGAGGGUUACAUCCUCAGAAAGAAGAGGAGGAUCUAUGAGUCUCUCACCACCUCUGUGCAGAACGACCUGAAGCCCUGUUAUGAAGAGGCAGCUCAGAUUGCUGGCAAAAAAGCAUGUGAGAGAAUGAAAGACGCCAUCAGAAGAGGGGUGGACCGGCAGGUGGCCGAGGGCAUGUUUGAAAGGGCUCAAGAAAGGAUGCAGCACCAAUUUCAACAACUGAAGAACGGAAUCUCGGAGAAGGUGAAGGGCAGUAUCGCCACCAUGCUGACCCUUGCUUCAUCCCAGGAGGAUGGUCUCUAUAAGGAGCUUGCAGAUGUGAAAAGUGAAUACAAGGAGAUGGAGAAGAUCCACAGAGGCCUGAGGGAGGUGGCGGAGAACGCAGUGCUGCGGAGAGGCAUGCAGGACUUCCUUCUGAAGAUGUCCCCGAGCAAAGGGCUUCCGCCCAAAGCACACACCUAGUGCUUAGGGCGCAGCACCAAGUAGAGGAGAAACAAGCCUGGGGCCAAACAACCAGAGUUACUUCUGUUUUUAAAAAUCUAAUAAAGAAUAUCUCCUGA